AUGACUACUACGACGAUAGAAUCCACCACCAUUCAAGCUCCCGCCGUGGACCUUGAACAGUACGCCUAUAAGAAUCUCAAGCCCUACACACACCCACCGGAAACCAAAGCCGAUCUACCCUGGGCUGAGUUGGUCACUCUCGAUCUCGAGGAUUACCACCGCCCAGGAGGCAAAGAACGUCUGGCCAAACAGCUCGAACAUGCCGUCCACCACGUCGGAUUCUUCUACGUCAAGAACUUUGGUCUGAGCCAGGAACAAGUAGAUCAGCAAUUCACCCUAGCACAGAAUUUCUUUGAGCUCCCCGUCGAAGAGAAGGAGAAAUACGAGGUCAACUAUGGCGCAGCUGAUUACAAUGGCUGGCGCCGACCUGGACGAUAUGUUGCUGCCAAUAACGCAAGAGAUAACAUUGAGAUGUAUAAUUUUGCCAAAUUUACCAAGGACUUUGAAGGCAGAUAUAAUCAUCCCGACUUGAUUAAAGCUCAUUUAUCGGAGAUCGAGGUGUUCCAUCGUGCCUUGCAUGCUAAUGUGGUGCUACCUUUGUUACGGCUCUUUGCUAUUAUCUUAGAGUUACCGGAUGAAGACUACCUUGUCAAGCAGCAUACCUACGAAGAAAAGAGUGAGGACCACUUCCGAUACAUGCUAUACUAUCCUCGCACAGAAGAGGAAUGGGAAGCAAAUAAUUAUGGCAAGGGUGGAGGUCACACAGAUCUCGGUACAGUCACCUUACUUUUCCGUCAACCCGUUGCUGGCCUACAGAUCUUGGGCGAAGAUAAUAACUGGACCUAUGUCUCUGCUCAACCGGGCACUAUUACCGUCAACCUCGCGGAUACCAUCUCUCAUUUGACCGGUGGUUGGUUGAAGAGCUCUGUGCACCGGGUUGUUGCGCCUCCAGAGGAUCAACGGCAGUAUAAGCGGACGGGUUUGCUUUACUUCGCUCGCCCACAUAAUAAGACUGUGCUUGAGCCCAUUACAGAUUCCCCGGUGUUGCAGAGGGCUGGAGUGAAGCCUCGAUUCGAGAAAUUGGUUACCAUGGAAGAGUGGGUGAGGGCUAAACAGACUUUGCAGCUCAAUCCAGAGAUUGCGAAGAAACGUUGGGCAGAGAAGGGAGAUGGGACCGUGGAAGUUCUUGCUGGAUUUCAUGAUAGGAAGUACAAGGAGUAA
Molecule: messenger RNA, 1161 nt
Organism: Talaromyces amestolkiae
Lineage: Eukaryota; Fungi; Ascomycota; Eurotiomycetes; Eurotiales; Trichocomaceae
Exons: 1
Coding region: 1-1161 (386 amino acids)
Molecular function (GO): dioxygenase activity
Source: RefSeq, a predicted model, not a curated record